AUGCCUGUCGCACUCCCACAAGCACUGCGGCCGUUCUUGACCAUGUCGUACCCCAUCGACGGGUUUGAGAACGGCUUGCCAGCAACAAUGUACGAAAAGGGCUACGACGAUGUCCUCUUCGUCGUGACUGCCGCCAUCAUCCUCACAGUCGCGCGCCACAUCGUCAUGGAGUACAUCCUGUCACCAUUUGCACGCGCAUACAUUCCCCGAGCCAAGUUGAACCACGCGUACGACGACCCAGCAAUGCGCAAGCGACACCUGCGCGCCCAUGACCGCAAGCACGAACACGCCGCAGCACGAUUCGCCGAGCAGGGAUGGAGCAUGCUCUACUUUGCCAUGGCGGAGGCACUCGGACUGGUCAUCCUCUACCGCAUCCCGAACAGGACUUCUCCCCAGGAGCUGUGGGGUACCUACCCGUACCACCCUCUCCCAUGGCUCACAAAGUUCUACUAUCUGGGCCAGCUUGGAUGGUGGUUCCACCAGGUCUACGUGAUCAACAUGGAGAAGCGCCGCAAGGACCACUGGCAGAUGUGCUUCCACCACUUUGUCUCCAUCAUCCUGGUCAUGAUGUCGUACGUUGGCAACUAUACCCGUGUCGGCACCCUCAUCCACACUUUGAUGGACGUCUGCGACAUUCUCCUUCCCCUCGCCAAGCUCCUGCGCUACCUCGAGUUCAAGACAGCCUGUGACGCGACGUUUGUCCUCUUCCUCCUCUCGUGGCUCGGCACACGCCAGAUCGCCUUCGCCUGCCUGGUGUACCAGACCGGCGUCAGCGGACCGCCCGUGUACAUCCGGUACGAGUGGAACCACCAGACCGGCCACUACUUCAACCCGUUCAUGUACUGGACGUUCACCAUCCUCCUGUCGAUCCUCCUCGUCCUGUGCUCUCUGUGGUUCUGGAUGGCCCUCCGUGUGGCCAUCCGAGUGGUCCGCGGCGAGGGUGCCGAGGACUCGCGCUCCGACAGCGAGGACAUGGCAGAAGAGUCCGAGGCCGAGGCCGAGAACGUCCACGACGAGGAGACCGAGCUCGUCGACGACAGCGAGGACACUGAGGACUCGGACGACGUGACCAACAAGAACGAGUACCGGACGACAAAGACAAACGGUGUCGCCAACGCGACAACGUCGGCAGUGCACACCACAGCCAUUAACGGACACGCCCAGGGCCUCAAGCGCCGCACCUAG
Apiotrichum porosum is the source of this 1185-nucleotide messenger RNA. It is a transcript of the gene LAG1, whose product is annotated as sphingosine N-acyltransferase lag1. Lineage: Eukaryota; Fungi; Basidiomycota; Tremellomycetes; Trichosporonales; Trichosporonaceae. The record is from RefSeq and is a predicted model, not a curated record. Gene Ontology annotation, cellular component: membrane. Gene Ontology annotation, molecular function: sphingosine N-acyltransferase activity. The transcript has 3 exons. Gene Ontology annotation, biological process: ceramide biosynthetic process. The coding region runs from base 1 to 1185 and encodes 394 amino acids.